AUGGCCGGACCAGGACGCCCACGGCGCAGAAGGGGCUCUAGCGCAUCCAUCGAUUCGACCGACGACCGACGCCGGCGAUGGACAAAGGAGUUGUCCAUCCUCAAGCCGGUGACUCUAGGAUCUCCGGAUGAGUCGUGGCCAUACUUCGCCGUACUGACAGAUGCCACCAUCUACCAAAAGGACGGCAAGACGCUGGCAAACCCACUCCAUGUCGAUCUCGAGGGGCCGUUUAUCGUACGCGGAAAACUUGAAACAGUGGAAGACGAUGACGAUGAAGCUCGCGAAUGCUUCGUCAAGCCGUACAACAAAGCGACGUAUAUCGAAAUCUCUAGAUCAGAACGAUACUCGAUCGGAUUUGACCCAAACACCCUUUGGGUUUCUGGCGCAUCCGGAUGGUUUGAGAUUAUACCCUCGAGGAAAUACGAAGCCAUGUACAGCCAGGUCAUGGAGGCCAUCACACUUUACUAUGGAAUCAUGGGUCCUUACGAGGAGUUCAAGAGGCUAUCGAAGAAGGCCGACAAGAAGAAGCGCAAAGACAUGAAGCCGCCACCUCUGGACGAGAUCUUCUUUAUAUACGCGCUUACCGCAGGAGAUGGGGGCGUCACUGUAAAAGAGGAGGUCGAGGCCAGAUGUCACAAGUGGGCAAAGUUCUUGUUAGCGCAUUUUCCCAAGGAACUGGAGAUCAAAUGGCAGGACACCGAGUUUGCCGCUUGGCUGCAAGCCGCUCACCCAGACCUUCAAAAGAAGAUCAGCGAUGUCGCUGCUGGAUUGCUCACCAAACCAGCUGACGAGCCCGAGGGUUUACUUGCGCGGGAUGACCGAGUUCACUCGCCUCAAUCCCAAAGUCUAGCGAUCCGUGAACCACCGAAAGGCAGGACGACGAAAACCAGUCGACAGGCUAGCGAGCUGUCAGACCAACGCUCAGACAAAGGAUCGGGAACCCCGGCUCCGGCCCCAGUAUCAACCCGGCAUUUACCUUCGAAAUCCCCCCAUCCCCGGGCGUCUCCCAUCAUCAUUACUGGCAACGACGACCUUCCCGAUGACCCAGUCGAUCGGCUCAUCGUUCUGCUGGGAGAAGUUGCCCAACGAAUUGACAUCAAGGAGGUGAAGAUGUCAAAAGUCAACUCGGACUUAUUCUACAACUGCAGGAUCAAAGUCUACACUGCCGCCAGGGAGCUAUGCGAGCACUUUGCAAAGGAGCUUGUUGAGCGAUUGCCACCAAUGUGGGACAACACCCCAUAUAAGGCUUGGCUUGAGGAGGUUGUCAAGAAUGGACGCCCCGCUCCAACGGAUUUAGUAGUCGAGGACAUUCCUAAUUAUCUGAAUCGUCGGAACCGGCGGCAAGCUCAUAUAAGUCGACUAGCAAACGACCUCGGGGCUUCACCCAGUAUCGAAGCCGAGUCGAAGGACGAAGUCCGAGCUGGAAAACAACCUAGGGUAGGCCGUCCUUCCGGCAAAGUGGCAACCCUCCGUGUGGCAGGCUCCAAGCGACUCGCUUCCGAUAUGGUGGACGACGAUGACUUGCCGCCCCGUCGCGGACGAAAAGCACUAAAGCGAACAGUCGAGGCUGAGGAAGACGAAGACAGCGACGCGAACGACGUCAUCAUCGACGUAGCCGACGACUCGGGCGCCAUACCGAAAGACGCAGUCCGGAUAGUAGUUCAGGCCGAGCGCCUCCCGACCAUGUCACCGGCCGGUCCCAACGGGACCUGGACGUGCGAUCAGGAAGGGUGCGGCUACGUGGUCCGGUCGGCGGACGAGCCCUCGGGGCAGGACCUCAUAUCGAAGCAUUUCAAGGACCACGAGGAGCAGGCGCAGAAGAUCAACUUGGCGAUGGAGGAAAGUAGGGCGGGACAUUUGCCUAUCAAUCAUCUCCUUGAUAAGAUCCAGGCGAUGGGGAAGAAUGCCCUGGCUAAGAAACGGGGUUCGCUCAACGGGGAGCCGCUGCCUCUUCCCAUCAAACGGCGGUUGUUGAUCUAA
Molecule: messenger RNA, 1980 nt
Organism: Sordaria macrospora k-hell
Lineage: Eukaryota; Fungi; Ascomycota; Sordariomycetes; Sordariales; Sordariaceae
Source: RefSeq, a predicted model, not a curated record